Messenger RNA from Hevea brasiliensis (rubber tree), 2597 nucleotides. Its product is annotated as vacuolar-sorting receptor 1. The transcript has 12 exons. Bases 374 to 2266 code for a protein of 630 amino acids. Gene Ontology annotation, molecular function: calcium ion binding. The record is from RefSeq and is a predicted model, not a curated record. NCBI's taxonomy places the organism in Eukaryota, Viridiplantae, Streptophyta, Magnoliopsida, Malpighiales, Euphorbiaceae.
AUUUCCUUCGUCUCCAGACUGAUAGCGAAAGUACAAACAAAGAGAGACGAGCACUUUUCACGCAGCUGAAAAGAAAAGAAACAGAAAGAACCAAUGCCCACCUACGCAUAUGCCACGAUCAAUCGAACACGCAUGAUUUCUUCAACUCCCCAAGAAACCCCAAUAAGAAAACCACCCCACAUCUUGGAUUCUGUUUCCCAAAACACCUAACAACAGAAAUGGCCUCUAGAAUUUUUUUUCUUUUUUUUUUUUUAAUUAUGCUUCCAAAACAACAUUUUUAUUUAUUUAGCUCAAUCGAUUGAUCCGCAAAAGCAAAGCCCAUAAAAUUUUUAUUUUUAUUUUAAUAUUUCUUUUGAAAUUGUUUUGGGACGAGAUGGAGCUCAGAAGACCAGGUUUUAGUCUCUUUCUAGGGUUUUUGUAUGUGUAUUUGAUGGUUCCUAAUUCUCUAGCGAGAUUUGUGGUGGAGAACAACAGCUUGAGGGUGACAUCGCCGGAAAAAAUAAAGGGGACGCAUGAUAGUGCAAUAGGGAAUUUUGGGAUACCACAAUACGGGGGUAGUAUGGCAGGGACUGUGGCUUACCCUAAAGAUAACAGUAAGGGCUGUAAGGAGUUUGAUGAUUUUGGGAUUUCUUUCAAGUCUAAGCCUGGAGCUUUACCGACUUUUGUUUUGCUCGAUCGUGGAGACUGCUUCUUUGCUUUGAAAGUUUGGAAUGCCCAAAAGGCAGGGGCUUCUGCAGUACUUGUUGCAGAUGACAUUGAGGAGCCAUUGAUAACGAUGGAUUCACCUGAAGAGGAUGGUUCAUCUGCAAAAUAUAUUGAGAACAUAACAAUACCAUCUGCACUUAUUGAGAAAAGCUUUGGUGAAACAUUAAAGAAAGCAAUAGCCAGUGGGGAGAUGGUAGAUGUGAAUCUUGAUUGGAGAGAAGCUGUUCCACAUCCUGAUGAUCGUGUAGAGUACGAGUUGUGGACCAACAGCAAUGAUGAAUGUGGGGUAAAAUGUGAUAUGCUGAUGGAAUUCGUAAAGGAUUUUAGGGGUCCAGCACAGAUACUUGAGAAAGGCGGUUACACCCAGUUCACACCUCAUUAUAUAACCUGGUACUGUCCUCAGGCGUUCACCUUGAGCAGGCAGUGCAAGUCCCAGUGCAUAAAUCAUGGAAGAUACUGUGCUCCUGAUCCUGAACAGGAUUUCAGCACGGGUUAUGAGGGUAAAGAUGUUGUUCUUGAAAAUCUAAGACAACUCUGUGUUUAUAGAGUUGCAAAUGGGAGCAAAAGACCUUGGAUAUGGUGGGAUUAUGUGACUGAUUUCCAAAUCAGAUGUCCUAUGAAGGAGAAAAAAUACAACAAAGAAUGUGCUGAUGGUGUUAUCAGAGCCCUUGGGCUUGAUGUUAAAAAGGUUGGUAACUGUAUGGGAGACCCAAAUGCUGAUUCUGAGAAUUCUGUUUUGAAAGAAGAGCAAGAUGCCCAGAUUGGGAAAGGAUCAAGGGGUGAUGUAACGAUAUUGCCCACUCUUGUUGUCAACAAUCGACAAUAUCGAGGAAAGUUGGAGAAAGGUGCUGUUCUGAAAGCUAUCUGUGCUGGUUUUGAAGAAACCACUGAGCCAGGUGUUUGUUUGAGUGGUGAUGUUGAGACCAAUGACUGCUUGGACAAUAAUGGGGGUUGCUGGCAAGAUAAAACAGCCAACAUUACAGCUUGCAAGGAUACAUUUCGCGGGAGGGUUUGUGAAUGCCCUUUGGUCGAUGGAGUUCAGUUCAAAGGAGAUGGUUAUAGCCACUGUGAAGUGAGUGGACCAGGGAGGUGCAAGAUAAAUAAUGGAGGCUGUUGGCAUAAAUCUCGAAAUGGACACACCUUCUCUGCUUGUUUGGAUAUUGAUGGUGGUAAAUGCCAGUGUCCUGCUGGGUUUAAAGGCGAUGGUGUGAGAAGUUGCGAGGAUAUUGAUGAAUGCAAAGAGAAGAAAGCCUGUCAGUGCCCUGAAUGUAGCUGCAAAAAUACGUGGGGUAGCUAUGAUUGCACUUGCAGUGGAGAUCUUCUUUAUAUGAGAGACCAUGAUACCUGCAUAAGUAAGAGAGGCACUGAAGUGAGGUCAGCAUGGGCUGCUUUCUGGGUCAUUUUGAUAGGCUUAGGAAUGGCUGCUGGUGGAGCAUACCUCGUCUACAAAUAUAGAUUGAGGUCUUACAUGGAUUCUGAAAUCAGAGCUAUCAUGGCACAAUACAUGCCACUGGACAGUCGAGCAGAAGUACCAAGCCAUGUCAAUGACAAUCAUGCCUGAAAAUGACAAGCUCCAUUAUUGAUCUUCAAGGAUUUCAAGUAAUGCUGGGUUGAUGUGGUUCAUGCCAUACAUUUUCUUUUUGGAGUAAAGGAUUAUGAGCCUGAAUUUUAUGCCUGUAAUGUAUAUGGACAAUACAAAAAAAAGUGCAGAUUAGAUGUCUUGUUUACUGGAACCAUAACAUGCUUAACGGUUGAAGUAGGGAUUGGAUUUAAGGCAGAUUGAUAGGGAUGUGGCUGCAACGUUUUAGAAUUUUCAUUCUCAUCCCUAAAUCUAGCCACUUAAUUUAUAUGGUGAUUCUGUAAUUCAUUAACAAUGACCCUUAUUUUUUUGA